Pieris macdunnoughi is the source of this 276-nucleotide messenger RNA. The record is from the annotation of a GenBank genome assembly. Lineage: Eukaryota; Metazoa; Arthropoda; Insecta; Lepidoptera; Pieridae.
AUGUCGACGCAUCAAUGGAAUGCAACAGCACCUUCGCCCCCAUCUUAUCCGGAGCAUAUCCCACCACUGGGUCCAAAAAGGUGCAAUAUCAAAUGCCCCUUUUGCAAUAUUCAGGUGAUCACGUCUAUAUCUCAUACUACAACUACUAGAACUCAUUUUUUCGCGUUUAGCAGCAUUCUUUGCUGUUGCUGUGUACCGUACUGCAUGAAUUCAACAAGAAACACCGAUCAUUACUGUACAUCUUGCCACGCAUUUCUUGGUACCUACAAAAAGUAG